Molecule: messenger RNA, 1907 nt
Organism: Uranotaenia lowii
Lineage: Eukaryota; Metazoa; Arthropoda; Insecta; Diptera; Culicidae
Product: gastrula zinc finger protein XlCGF26.1-like
Exons: 6
Coding region: 72-1736 (554 amino acids)
Biological process (GO): regulation of transcription by RNA polymerase II
Cellular component (GO): nucleus
Molecular function (GO): DNA-binding transcription factor activity, RNA polymerase II-specific; zinc ion binding; RNA polymerase II transcription regulatory region sequence-specific DNA binding
Source: RefSeq, a predicted model, not a curated record
AACGCGGAAAUGAAUCUUUUCCGCAAUUUCCCAUUAGUUCUUAUUUCAUAUUUAUUAGAUAAGUAGUAAAAAUGACCGUGUUUGCAUUAGCGUCUUAUCCAGAGGUGUGUCGAAUUUGCCUGCAUUCCAUCCCUGUGGGAUCGGAGAUACCACUGAAGAAAUGUGAUCCGGCGUUGAACGAUACUUUGGAUCGGGUGACGUACCCCAUUCCAAAGAACAUUGAACAUCUUUUUCCCCAACAAGUUUGCGAAAAUUGCCACCAGUCUUUGAAGUCUUUCAUUGCUUUUCGGUCAAAUAUGAUUCUUCUCCAUAAGUUGAUGGACGCAUUGAAGGAGGUGAAACAGGCUAACCCCAGUCCGAUCAUAAAUCUGUUCCAGAACCGACCGGAAAUAGUUCCGUUGCUUCAAGCCUUGGACCUGUGCAACUCAGAAAAAACCUCCGUUGACGAUUUACUGAAUGAGUUCCCCAACUAUAAACUGGCUCAACUACCAGAUAAAUGUGAACCACAACGAGAAGAAAUCGAAGAUAAAAUUUUGGGCGAUGAUGAAUUUCAAACUCCAUCCUUCGAACCACAUUUAACGAUAGAAUUGUUUGAGACUACUGAAUCGAUUGUAAAAUCAGAUCCGAAAAACGGAAAGUUAAAUAAACCUGCGAAAGCGCUGGUAGAAAUGUUACAAGGUUUGCCGGAAAUAAGCUUCGAACACAAGCCUGUGAUCAAAGCAAAACGUAAAAAGACGAUCAAUAUCUUUGGAUGUUCCAAGUGUGAUUUCAAAACUGUAUAUAAACAAAAUAUUGAAGCGCACAAAAGAAGCCAUUUGAGGAGGGAAAGCAAACAGUACGUCUGUCAAGAGCCCGGUUGUAUGAAGGUGUUUGCUGAGUCACUGGGCUACCAGACCCAUAGGGCGAACCAUUAUCUGUUCACGUGCGAAAACUGUGGUGGGCGAUAUAAAACAAAAACUGCUCUCAAUAGUCACCUGCAGACACACGAAAGUAACCCCGUAUUUACCUGCCCGUACUGCAACUAUAAGGCAAUUAAAAGGGAAUAUGUCAUGAAUCACGUAAAAAGCCAACACCAGAGAAGUAAUGCAUUUAAAUGUGACAUAUGUGAGCUGGUUUUCACGCGAAAAUCUGGUAUGAUGGAUCACAGGAAUACUCAUACAAAAGAAAAAAUCUUUAAUUGCUCGAUAUGCGAGAAAGUGUUCUACGCUGCAAAAUAUUUGAAAAAACACGUUAAAGUUGUGCACGAAAAAAAGCGAAUAUUGUGUGAAUAUUGCCCAAAAGACUUUCGUACCAAAUGCUGUCUAUUAGAUCAUAUCGAGAAGGACCAUGGGAUUCAAAAGCGCUUCAUAUGCGAUAUUUGUUUGAAAGUAUCAUCAACGCAGUCUGCCCUGGACGAGCACACAAAGCGUCAUGAAAACCCUAAUCAUCUGGAAUGCGGUCGUUGCUUGCUUCUGAACAGCACCCAGGAAGCUUUGGGCAACCAUCUCUGCAUUAGCUACAGAGACGAUUACGUUUGCUGUGGUAGAGAUCAGCGUCAUCAUACGCAGUUUAACAAGCACAUGUUCCUGGUCCACGGUUUGCGUACAAAUGUCAGAGUCAAACCGGUACCCGGCGAACUGAUUGGUGUAACGCGAUCCAAAAGGAAGCGCAUCGAAAGCUGUUCGCUUUGUGGGGAGAUGUUCGACACCAGAACGUUGAAGAAGAAACACAUGGAAAUCUGCCGAGAAUCUGUCUGAAGAAGAAGUUAAAUAAGGAAAGUCGAUACAAAGGAUAAAUUGGACUGUUUACUAUUGAAAUAGGAGUUCUUCGAAAUCUACCGAAGGGUAAGUAUGUAGGUACGUUUGUUUUUCCGUUUUGAGUUAACUCCAUAGAUUGUUACUUUUUGCAAACAUCAAAUCUAACUGUUG